AGGCUGGCCUCGAACUCACAGAGAUCUGCCUGCCUCUGCCUCCCGAGUGCUGGUAUUAAAAAGGCUUGUGCCACCACCGCCUGGCCAGAACUGAAUUUAUACCUGGGUUCUGCUUCCCAGUGAAUCCGUCCUUCCUCCCUGUCUUUAGAUGUGCCUUAUUUUCCCGGCACAGUGGAGGAAAGGCGGGGCUGACCAGAUGUCAUCUCCCCGUGCUUUCCUCAGGGUUAACUGGCCAGUUGUCUGGGCUCCAGCCAAUUGUAGUGUGGGACGCCUUCCGUGCCCACACUGCAUGCAGGUGGAGUCACUACCACAGAGGCGAAGGGAUUGCCUGAUGGCCUUGCCUCUCUGCUAAACUCAUCCGUAGGUGGUUUGAUUCAGCCGAGUGGAAAAGGUAGAUUAUCUGUACACAGAGACGAGUGUCCUCUGUGACGCGUCCUUCUCGCUAGUGUCUGCCGCCUGCUGUCUGGCUCCCGUAGGAUACUAUAUAGGUUGUCUCAUGAUCUUUUCUUCUUGGGGGGCGGGGGCUGAUGUCAGGGUUGGGGAGAAGGCAGGAGCCGCAGAGUCAGCAGCAGCCCUGAGACUUGGCGAGCUGGAGCUGAGGGAAGAAUGGCAAGACGAGGAGUUUCCCAGAUUGCUUCCUGAGGAGGCUGGCUCAGCUGGAGAUCCCGAGGACCCUCAGAGAGACUCACAGGCCGCCACAGGUACCCCCAGCACGCUGGCCCUGUGUGGCCAGCGUCCUAUGCGGAAGCGUCUCUCUGCCCCAGAAUUGCAGCUGAAUCUGACUGAGGGAAGAGGAAAAACCGGAGCUUCUCCCACCCAUUCCGAAUCUUCCUCUUCGGAUGGCAGCUUAGACCUGGAGGUGGAUGAACUGGAGACGCCGUCUGACUCCGAGCACCUUGACAGUGGACAUGAAUUUGAAUGGGAAGAUGAUUUGCCUCGGGCUGAAGGCCUGGGGGCCAGUGAGGCAGCUGAGAGGCUGGGCCGGGGUUGUGUGUGGGAUGUGGCUGGAGAAGACGGCCAUCGCUGGAGAGUGUUCCGGACAGGACAGCGAGAGCAGCGAGUGGACAUGACCGUCAUUGAGCCCUAUAGGAAAGUGCUGUCUCACGGAGGUUACCAUGGUGAUGGCCUCAAUGCUGUCAUUCUCUUUGCUUCCUGCUAUCUACCCCCAAGCAGCGUUCCCAACUACACCUAUGUCAUGGAACACUUGUUCAGGUAUAUGGUGGGAACUCUGGAACUGCUGGUAGCUGAAAAUUAUCUGCUCGUUCACUUGAGUGGAGGCACACGCAGGUCCCAGGUACCGCCUCUGAGCUGGAUACGCCAGUGUUACCGCACCUUGGACAGGAGGCUUCGGAAAAACCUUCGAGCCCUGGUGGUUGUCCACGCUACAUGGUAUGUGAAGGCGUUCCUGGCACUGGUUCGGCCUUUUAUCAGUUCCAAGUUCACACGAAAGAUCCGAUUUCUGGACAGCCUUGGGGAGCUGGCUCAACUCAUCUCCCUAGAUCAAGUCCACAUCCCUGAAGUUGUCAGACAGCUGGACCAGGAUCUCCAUGGCUCAAAAGGCACCUAACACAAAACUGGACAAGGGGCCGUAGACUCAGGCCAAGAUGGUGAUUGCUCUGCAUGCUGGAGCUGUUAACUGUAAAUCAUCUCAUCCUGACCCCCCAAGUUCCACUGGAUCCCCACUUCUGGACACUGCCUUCAAGCUGGGAUUUGAGGGUGGGAACCCUAUAUGUGGGGUGACUUGCAUUUUGUCUUCCAAAAGGAAGACCAAGUGUGGUAUUGGAAGGGCAGGGCUCUGGGUUUUAAUUCUGCUUUAGCUAUAAAACAUGUGGGUCUCAUAUUCCUUCUUUGUAAUCAAAACCUCUGGGAUCCUUCCCAGCUGGUUGUCUUAGGAGCCUUUUGAGGGGAGGUGGAGGGAAGGUGAGGGUUUAACCAACAACCACAGCCCGCCUGUCUGCUGGGAGCCCAGGAGCCUGCUUGCAGACUCUUGAAGAGCCAACCCUCUGCUCCUGUGAUCCUGGGAAGAAUUGCUGCCAAAUCUGGCGUUUUCACCCUUGUUAGUAAAUUCAGACCUGUGGCCUUUAAUAAACUGUGAUGAGAAAUUUAA
Messenger RNA from Myodes glareolus (Bank vole), 2107 nucleotides. The record is from RefSeq and is a predicted model, not a curated record. NCBI's taxonomy places the organism in Eukaryota, Metazoa, Chordata, Mammalia, Rodentia, Cricetidae.